AUGUGGCGGCUCUUCGCCUUCAUCCUGCCGGUUAUCAGGCUUUACUUCAUCGGUGUGAAAGUGCUCAUCUACCAGCUGCUCCACAAAUCCUUCACUUUACCAGUUUUGCCCAGACAGAAUGGGAGGGUUGCCAUAGUGACGGGAGGAGCCAGAGGAAUGGGCUAUGAAACUUCUCGGCACCUGGCGAGCCUGGGCACGCAUGUGGUCAUCGCUGGAAAUGAGGAGGAGGAGGGUCUCGUUGCGGUGAAGAAGAUCCAGAAGGAGACGGGACACAGGAAAGUGGAGUUCAUGUACCUGGACUUGGCCUCCUUGAAGUCGGUGCAACAGUUUGUGCAGAGAUUUAAAGCCAGGGGUCUGCCUCUACACACGCUCGUCAAUAACGCUGGUGUUAUGCUGGUCCCGGAAAGGAAGACAGAAGACGGAUUUGAGUUACACUUUGGACUGAACUAUUUGGGACACUUCUUGUUGACCAACUUGCUGCUUGAUGUGCUGAGAGAUUCUGGGCAGAGUAGGGGGUGCUCCCGCAUCGUCACAGUGUCCUCAGCCACUCAUUAUGGAGGAAGACUUGACCUAAACGACCUGCAGGGCAGGUCGUGUUACUGUUCCCAUGGAGCGUACUCUCAGAGUAAACUGGCCCUGGUGCUUUUCACUUACCAGCUACAGGAGCGGCUGUGGGCUCGAGCGGAUCCAGUAACGGCUAACGCCGUGGACCCAGGCAUGGUGGACACGGACUUGUACCAGAACCUGUGCUCUCCUGCUCAGCUGGCCAAAAAACCCGUGGCCAAACUCCUCUUCCGGACUCCGGCUGAAGGAGCGUCCACGGCCGUGUACGCAGCCGCCGCCUCUGAGCUGGAAGGGCUCGGCGGCCUGUACCUGUACAACGGCCAGAAGAAGAUCUCCUCAGCAAGCUCCUAUGAUAAGCAGCUGCAAGAAGAGCUGUGGACCAAGAGCUGUGCGAUGGUGGGCCUUCAAAAAGCCUGAACACCCAGAGGAACAUCUGAACAUCUUCCUGAUGAGCAUUUGGAUCAUGAUUACGAUGACAAAAGGUUCAUUUGCUGGCAGUUUCAUUUUGCACUUUGUCUCAUACCUGGUAUAUCGUGUGAUAACGGAAGGAGGUAUCACUUCAUCCUUUGUAGCAGUCGCUGAAGAUUGAUUUUUCUGUCUGAAGGGAACUAUUUCUCAACAAAAAAGGACAGAAAGUAUACCAUUUCCAAGCCCGGUGUCAUGAUUCUGCACUAUGUGAACUUUUAUAACGUUAACGCUGAGAACCAGAAUCAAUGCAAUAACAAGUUCUAAUGAUUUGCCAAGCUUUGGCUUUUAAAUUACUGUAAACAACAACAACAAAAAAAAACAACAAUCAACUUGACCACGGUCAUGUACUGCCUCAAAAAAAAAAAAAAAAAGUCCAAAAUGGACGACGCUCUGCCUCUCUGUUUUCAUUUCCACCUGCUUCGUGGGGGGAAAGAAACCUCGUCUUGUGCUGUCUUCAGUGGAUUCCCCUGUUCCCGUGUGCUCCUUUUCUACUGUCUAAAUCAAACACGCUCGAACACUUAACGAUGGAAACCAACCGAGUGCAAUUGAAAACAUCACAGACGCACAGCUGGAAGGCUACAGCGGGGGGAAACAGUUAUUUCUUAAAGCAUUGUUUGUUUUUUUUUCCCACCCUGAAAUUCUGUGUAGCGUCUCGGUAGCUUUUCCCAACGCAGGUACCUCACUCGGGCCUACCGACUCAUUUCCACGAGGAUGUCGUUUUUUUUUCUUUUCUUCUUCUUAUUUUGUCUGUCGUUGGUGACUGUGAUGUGUUACGUGAUCGUGGUGUCGGAGCAAUCAACUAUCAGCUGUAGUGUUCUUUAUUUUCCGCCAUCUAGUCGUUCGCGUAUCACGCAACCGAGUGAGAAGAAACGUUUGAAUCGUAUAUAAGCGUGAAUACGGUAUUCGGAGUGUUUCGGUACCAGGCGUAAACGACUCAGACAUCUCCUGAGUAACACUUCGAAUCCGGCUGGUCGAGGUCUCGUUGUGAAUUCACGGCGCUUUCUUCGACGGAUUAUUUCGGAUAAAUGAAAAGAUGAACGAUGGAAAGGAAUAAAUACAAAAGACUUGUGUAAAAUACGAGUGACCGGAACGUGUGAACUCCUCCGAUUGCUGCUUCGCCCUGCAGAAAAUGUCACUUGUAUCCGUGUCAGAUGUUACAGUGUCAAGUGUACGUGUCCGUAUUAAUGUGUAAGUGACCAACGAGUCGAUCAAACAUGCUCAGAACGCUAUAACAGUACGCUUAACAGUAUUUCACGCCAUUGGAACUUCUGGUUUUAACCAAUCACGAGUCAGGUUCUCUUUGAUCCCAGCGUAUUGUGCACGCUAAUCAGUCGGAGCGAUUUGGCUUUCAUCCCAAUCGCGAGGGUAAUUACAGCUGUAAUUGCAGCCCUUGCGUGAUUGCUUCCUCGCUCGGCUACCAGUCGGUUUAAUUAGAUAGCGAUAAGAAGGUAAGGAAUAGAUCUGUAACAAUAUUUAGGACCGAUCAGAAACGCAGCUCAGAAGGAGAUAAUUGCACACACGCUCUUGAUUUUUUUAUUUUUUUUUAAAGGCAACCACCGCUCACUGUGAACGGCGCCGUUAUGGUUUGAUCGUCAUUCUCAACCUCGUAACACUCGACACGAGUGGAGCGUGCUGUCGAGUGGCGUGGAAGUGUCAUCGGUUCUUAAACGGAGAAGAAGAAGAAGAAACAAAAAGAAGAAUUCGUGCAUUUCCUUUUCGGUUGAAAUUUCAAAAAGAAACCUUGAAAUCAAUGCUACUUCAGCUGUCGUGUCUUUAUUUGAUGUGCGAUGCUGGUGGGUGGGGAAUUCGAAUUUAUUUUUGUGCAAUGAGAAAUGGUUCCCCUUUUCCGAAAAAGAUACUGUCGCCUACAAGUCGUGAAAAAUGAUUGACGUUUUGGUUUUGAAAUUGCUUUGUGUACAUCACCCAGGUGUUCUUGUGAUGACUGGCAUAAAGAUGUCAUAAGCUGUG
Ictalurus furcatus (blue catfish) is the source of this 3000-nucleotide messenger RNA. It is a transcript of the gene dhrsx, whose product is annotated as dehydrogenase/reductase (SDR family) X-linked. The transcript is spliced from 7 exons. Gene Ontology annotation, molecular function: oxidoreductase activity. The record is from RefSeq and is a predicted model, not a curated record. NCBI's taxonomy places the organism in Eukaryota, Metazoa, Chordata, Actinopteri, Siluriformes, Ictaluridae. The coding region runs from base 1 to 981 and encodes 326 amino acids.